GAAUUAAAUGAACUUAAAGAAAAAAACCGAAAAGAAUUAACCGAAACUGAACAAAAAUUAGCAGAUGACAAGCAAAAAGCCCAAGAGGAAUUAGAUAGAUUAAUUAAAGACCGAGAAAAUGCGGCUAAAAAAGCUGAGGCAGAUAAAAUUGAGCGGGAUAAAACUAGCCAGUUAGAAGCCAAACGGCAAGAAGUGGAGGAGGUGAAAAAGUGUACCGAUGAUGGCAGUGGUCAGCCAGUUUUUGUUCCUUUUCGUUCGCUGGGAAAUGGUUAUAUGUCCAUGUCAACGAUUGGAAACAUAUUUAAUUUAAUGGAAACACAACCCCCGCGGAUAUCUAAAUCAGAUCUCAAAUCAUUUUUAGUCCAAGAUCACACUUCCUUUUCCGUCCUGUCAGUCUCCACCAAACACAUUGAAUCCACUAACCGCAUCUCAGUUACCUUAUCUAAAAACUCCGCUCAAUCUUUUUAUUUAGGACAAAAGAAAACUAAAUCUAUCUCAGAAACAAAACCGGUUAAACCAAAAGAUGACUGCUUAAAAGAUGCUCAAAACUGCACUUACUUUGCCUUUUUUAAUUCUAAAGAAAAAAAACUCUACACCCGUUUCAAAGAUAAAGUGGAAGCUAACUUUGAGGGAACCCAAGCGGAUCAGCCAUCGCUGAAAAAGACACCCCCAUCGUGCCUUACUCUCAUAAAUGCACCCUCGAUAAAAACUUCACCUCCUGUUGAAAUUGCCGAGCCUACAUCUCUGCUUUAUGACCUUAUGGUCGAGUGGAAAGCCGUUCACCAGCCUGCUCUGCUAAUUGGCAAGCACAAACUAGAUGCUCAAACUGGUCAGCAUCUCCCCAAAAACCAAAAAGUAUUUCGUCAUUACGACUACCAAACCCAGCAAACCACUUACUUCUAUAAAACUAAUGAGCAACUAGUCGGUCAAGUCCACAAGCCUUUUUUAGAUAAAAAACAUUUUCGCUUAGGAACUCGCUCUUUAAAUCCUUUAAACUUACUAACUCUUUUCACCAAAUCCACUAAAAAAGAAGUUUACCAAGCCAAAAAACCCAAAGGGCAACUGAACCAGGACUUUCAAGAAUUCCUAAUUACUCGCUUUUUAUUACUGUGUAGUAAAGCCGAAUUCCUCCACACUCCCUUAGAGCAAGAACAUGUCCCAAAGGAAGUUGAAAAGUGUAGUCAAUCCAUUUAUCAACACUUCCAGGUUAAACCCGUUCUCCACUUCCAAUUUACCCCUAAAAACGCCCCCGUCGUGCGGUCUUUUAUCGCCAACUUAGACACUUAUGCCCAAGAGUAUGACAUGGAAGAAUCCCAAGACUUCUACGCUUACCCCAUCACUCAUGACGCCAAACACGAAAUCACUAAACAACUAACCGGUCUCUGUGGCU
This is a messenger RNA of Ambispora leptoticha, 1390 nucleotides long. The record is from the annotation of a GenBank genome assembly. Lineage: Eukaryota; Fungi; Glomeromycota; Glomeromycetes; Archaeosporales; Ambisporaceae.